AUGGUGUCUGUACGCCCCGACUCCGAACGCGCGCCUGACAAGUUCUCGGAUAAGGAGCUUCGGGACAGGCAGCUCUCUCGCAUUCAGAGUAUUGUCGGACCGGAUCCUACGGCGGAACAGCAGCCCACCAGUGUUGACCGUCCUCAACAUCCCUCGUCUGCUAUGGCUCUGCCCACCGCCUCCAAGCAAGCAGCCGGAGCGGCAACUGCGCAGUGUUCUGGACAUCGUGAAGAUGGAUGUCAGAGGAAAUUGGGUAGUGAGCAACUGUCGCCGCGCGAGGAGUCCGAGCCCGAAGACGAUACAGGAGGAAAGUGGGAUGCGAGCGCUGACGAUGGUCAGAGGAAAUUGGCUAGUCAGCAACUGUCGCCGCGCGAGGAGUCCGAGCCCGAAGGCGAUACAGGAGGAAAGUGGGAUGCGAGCGUUGACACGGACCAUGUGCCAAACACGCGACACUAUGAUCACGGUGCCCACGCCUACUAUCCACAACGUUGUACCCCUGCGCAAGGAGCAUUCUCGACGAAUGAUGGACCAAGUUACGCCGAGCUCUCAUUCCAGGCAGCGAGGACCUCCACCGCAGUCCUCAACCUAAUGCACUUGAAUGGAACCGUCCAACCCACGACAACACAAAGCGAGGUCCCGCAGCAGCAAACUCGACAAGUUCGCUCGGAGUCGCUCUCUGAGAAGAUGGCGACUAUGGAGUAUGACGAGUAUGGUAUGCCGCUUAGGACUGAGAAUGACGCAACGAUGAGAAUGCACGCUUAUGCCGCGGCUGCUAAGCGAACCGCUACGCUCUCGGAGGGAAUUCAAAAUGACGCAAGCCAACCUUCGGCGGCGUACGAUGCCGUUACAGCAACUGAUUCCGCACAGCGCUCGCGUAUCAGUGCGACUUCGGAGGCAUUCGACAGCACGGGAGUAUCGUCCAGGGCUGAGGCAUCGACUCUCUCCCUCCCAAGCAUUGGCGUGGCGGGCGCGUUCGUCAGAAGAGAGGCCGAAGUAGACUUCCAUCUCGCUACAGAUGCCUCCCAUCUUUCCGCUGCUAUACUUGCCAAGAAACGUCGUAUGGACAAGAUCAAAGCUAGCGAAACUCCCACAGCUAUUGCAGCCAUGGUCGGCGGAUGUGCACUCGAGUCGACUCUGGAUCAGUCGUCUGCCGCUACGCAGGAGAUCCCGUUGCCUAUGAAGCCGUCUACGAAGCGUCCACUCACACUCGAGGCCGAACCGGUCACUCAGAAGAAGCGGAAGAGUGGCAAGCUCACUACCACGGAGGAGCUGUUGAAGGAGGAAUUCUAA
This is a messenger RNA of Ramularia collo-cygni, 1290 nucleotides long. RefSeq lists its product as uncharacterized. NCBI's taxonomy places the organism in Eukaryota, Fungi, Ascomycota, Dothideomycetes, Mycosphaerellales, Mycosphaerellaceae. The coding region runs from base 1 to 1290 and encodes 429 amino acids. The record is from RefSeq and is a predicted model, not a curated record. The transcript has a single exon.